Messenger RNA from Suncus etruscus (white-toothed pygmy shrew), 854 nucleotides. RefSeq names its product inner mitochondrial membrane peptidase subunit 1 (gene IMMP1L). The record is from RefSeq and is a predicted model, not a curated record. Lineage: Eukaryota; Metazoa; Chordata; Mammalia; Eulipotyphla; Soricidae. The transcript has 7 exons. Gene Ontology annotation, cellular component: membrane; mitochondrial inner membrane peptidase complex. Gene Ontology annotation, molecular function: serine-type endopeptidase activity. The coding region runs from base 259 to 759 and encodes 166 amino acids.
GUGACCUCUACGUAAGGAUAGCGGACUUGUGCAGAGAGGCCAGGUGAGAAAAAGGCCCACCUGAGACCUUGGGUGAAGAGACUGACUCCCUGGGUGCAUUGGUUGCAAGGAAUCCUGAAACCAUGGAUCACUUAUACAUCUUUUGAGACAUGCUUUAGAUGCUUUUUUCCUUGGAAAUCCUGAAGCUACCCCCCCCCCACAAUCGAAUGUGUUAUACAACAGACAUAUGGCUAAUGGUGACAGAGUCUACAUAGAACUAUGCUUCGUGGUGUUCUGGGGAAAACCUUUCGACUUGUUGGCUAUACUAUCCAGUAUGGUUGUAUAGCUCAUUGUGCUUUUGAAUAUGUUGGUGGUGUUGUCAUGUGUUCUGGACCAUCAAUGGAGCCUACAAUUAAAAAUUCAGAUGUUGUCUUUGCAGAAAAUCUUAGUCGACAUUUUUAUGGUAUCCAAAGAGGUGACAUUGUGAUUGCAAAGAGUCCAAAUGACCCAAAAGCUAAUAUUUGUAAAAGAGUAAUUGGUUUGGAAGGAGACAAAGUCCUCACAAAUAGUCCAUCAGAUUUCUUCAAAAGCCAUAGUUAUGUGCCAACAGGUCAUGUAUGGUUAGAAGGAGAUAAUCUACAAAAUUCUACAGAUUCAAGGUACUAUGGACCUAUACCCUAUGGAUUAAUAAGAGGACGAAUCUUCUUUAAGAUUUGGCCUCUGAGUGAUUUUGGAUUUCUACGUGAUAGUCCUAAUGGCCACCGGUUUUCUGAUGAUUAGCAAGCAUUUAUUCUUUUGAUAUUGUUAUUAUCUCCUGUUCAAGUGAAUUUAUUAUUGCCACUGAAACCAUGUACCAAUAAACUUAUUUGCUAUUC